CAAACCGGUUCUGCCCGGCAGAUGGCAGAAUUCUGCGGGCAGAAUCCGGCAGAAUGUCAAACUAUGAUCACACCUCACACGACAAUUGCAACGGACAGUGGGAUGUGGACGUGCUGAUGAGUCUUCUAAUGGUGUUUCCUAGUGACACUUACUAUACAUUGUCAUACACAUAGCUCCUUGUAGCGCUUUGAAAAUCUUGCCAAGCGGCAGAAAUGGUGGUUCUGCCACUUCUGCCGGUUAUGCCCAAUUGCUCGCAAAUAAUUCUGCCCCCAGCACUAGCGCCGCCGCGCACUAGGUAGGUCCCCUGUUGAAGGGUCAAGACCAGGUCAGAACUGCAUAUCAAAUGGCAGGUGAGAGUCUUAGAUAUAAAUGUCGGCAACAUGAUCCCCCAGCGAAGAGAUACCUCUCGAGUCGAACACUGACUCGGAUAGUAUGUUGUCCCUUGUCAUUCUCGGAGUUCUGGUCUCCGUGGUUCAUGCCGAAUUCUACCCCACGUACCCGAACAUUGAGAGAUGUGUCGGCCUCCCAGUACAGUACUCCUGCGAGAAUACAACGGUUGUGACGGAUUCAUGCUGCAAUGUCGUACAAGGCGGGCUUGUGCUACAGGCGCAGUUCUGGAAUACAUAUACUGGUCUCGAGUCCCAUGCCCAACUGCUUCCAAAAGGCAGCUGGGGUAUUCAUAGCAUAAUACCACUCAACUGCGAUGGUACUACUGCAGGCCAGUACUGCGAUCCUGGCAGGCAGUAUGACCCCAAGCCAUUGCCAUCAACCUUGUCCAAUGGAACGGUCAUUGAUCCUUAUAAAGGACCGAGUGUUAGACAAUUUAUCCAGGAAUUCGGUCGCUCCGACUUAUUGCAUUACAUGGAUACCUUCUGGAUCAACCAGGGCGCACCUAAUGAGGAUUUAUGGGCUCACGAGUUCUCAAUACAUGCUACUUGCACAUCCGCAUUCGACGUUGCUUGCUACGAGCCCGGAUACAAGAAACACCAGGAAGUCGUCAACUUCUUCGAGACUGUCGUAAAGGUUUUCCAGAUGUAUCCUACUUACGAUAUACUCGUUGCUUCCGGAAUUGUUCCCUCCAAUACAACGACAUACACCCGCGCACAGAUCACAAAUGCCCUUUACUCUCAAACUGGUGCUGACCCUUGGCUUAACUGUUAUGAUAAUGGCACUGUUUUGAAGGAGAUCCGGUACUUCCACCAUGUUCUGGGCACAGAGCAAUACGGCCACUUCAAGCCUCUCGACUCCAUUAUUUCUUCAACCUGCGCAGAAACUGGAAUCUGGUAUUAUGAACGAACUCCGACGUCCGAGAAGGCUGUCUCAGAUUGAGCCAAAUACGGGGGUUCAAUGUCACCUUGUUCUGCGAGAUCGCGCGUACCUUGAUAUAUGAUAGUUACUGUCUACUGUCUUCUGGAC
Suillus plorans is the source of this 1416-nucleotide messenger RNA. Its product is annotated as ribonuclease T2. Gene Ontology annotation, cellular component: extracellular region. Bases 433 to 1329 code for a protein of 298 amino acids. The transcript is spliced from 6 exons. The record is from RefSeq and is a predicted model, not a curated record. NCBI's taxonomy places the organism in Eukaryota, Fungi, Basidiomycota, Agaricomycetes, Boletales, Suillaceae. Gene Ontology annotation, molecular function: ribonuclease T2 activity; RNA binding. Gene Ontology annotation, biological process: RNA catabolic process.